UCUGCUCUAUCCACUUGCACGCAAGCCAUCGUCCGCGCGACGGCGAACGAAAAAAGCUCCAACGCCGUUUUAAACCGAUCGCCGUCAGCCGCCGAUUCUCUCGACGAUUUCGACCGGUUUUUGAGACCCGACUGACUGUCUUCCGUUCUCGCCCGUCCGGACAGAAAGCAUGAAGGGGACCACGGCGUCGGUGUUCGUCCUCGCGACGAUUUUUGCUACCGCUUUGGCGCGUGAUUUACCGGAGUUUCUUCACGUUUGCAAGCGGAGCGAUCCGAAAUUGAGCGACUGCAUCAAGGCGAGCGUGGAGAACGUGAAGCCGUACUUGGUGCACGGUGUUCCGGAGUACAAGCUUCCUUCCCUGGAGCCACUGGUGCUGAAAGAAUUGGUCUCCGCGUCCGGGAACAAUAUUAAUCUGAAGCUGAGGAACGUGAACGUCUACGGGGCCAGUAAUUUCACGGUGACCAAAAUGAGGGCUAACAUCGACGCGUUGCGUUUCGUGAUCGAAUUGGACUUCGCGAGCCUCUCCCUGGAGGGCGAAUACGACAUCGACGGAAAAGUGAUUCUGUUGAGGAUUCACGGUUCGGGCCCGAUGUCCGGGAACUUCACGAACUGCAAGGGACAGGUGAAGCUGCAGGCCGCGAUGACGAAGGGCGAGGACGGCCAGAAUUACGUGAAGAUAGUCGACUUCAAGACGAGGAUCGCGGUCGGGAACGGUCGUCUGCAGCUGGACAACUUGUUCGGCGGCGACCCGACCCUCGGCGAGGCUGUCAACGUAGCAAUCAACAGUAACUUCGACGCGUUCAUCAAGGAGAUACAGCCGUCCAUCGAGAGCGCCAUCUCGGACACGUUCUUGAAGAUCGCGAACGGCAUUCUCACGCAGUUCACCUACGAGACGCUUUUCCCGUUAUCGUAAACGGGAAAUUAUCCUUUAUACAGCACCGAUAGCGAUAAAUAGACAGGCUGUCCCGAAAUUACCGCGUCUCCGGGAAAUAGUAGAUUCCCGAGGUGAUUUGAAGCAACUUUUUCCUUAGCGAAAUUGCGAUCCGACGCUUCGUUCACGAGUUAUCAACGAAAAACGCGGGCCAAUGAGAAAUCGCGUACGGCCGACGCCACGCCCUCGCGACCACCGCCGCUGCGGUAUUGGCCGGCGCGACGCGAGGGCGGAGCGCCGGCCGAGCUCCGAGCUCUCGUUGGACAUCGUUUUUCGUCGAUAACUCGUAAACGAAGCCUCGGAUCGCAUUUCCGCAAAGGAAAAAGUUGCUGCAAACCACCUCAGGAACCCCUCGUUUUCCGGAAAUGCCAUAAUAUUGCGACACCCUGUACAGAGACAGCUGAUUACAAACGAAAGUUCGAUUAUCGGCAUCCUUAGCAAUUUUAAUGCUCGUUUUUCUUCUUCGCGUCGAAUAAUGCGUCGCGUGUUAUCAAUUAGAACGGCCUCCUCUCCUCCUCCAAAAAAAGAAGCAACGAAAAUUGUAUAACGUCGCGUAGAAAGAUACGCGCAAUAUUUGUAUGAGAUUGUUAGUAGGAAUUAAAAUACAAUUUUAUUACAGAU
Megalopta genalis is the source of this 1552-nucleotide messenger RNA. Its product is annotated as Juvenile hormone binding protein 3. Gene Ontology annotation, biological process: multicellular organismal reproductive process. NCBI's taxonomy places the organism in Eukaryota, Metazoa, Arthropoda, Insecta, Hymenoptera, Halictidae. The record is from RefSeq and is a predicted model, not a curated record.